Spodoptera frugiperda (fall armyworm) is the source of this 2493-nucleotide messenger RNA. RefSeq lists its product as uncharacterized. NCBI's taxonomy places the organism in Eukaryota, Metazoa, Arthropoda, Insecta, Lepidoptera, Noctuidae. Gene Ontology annotation, molecular function: RNA-DNA hybrid ribonuclease activity; nucleic acid binding. The record is from RefSeq and is a predicted model, not a curated record. The transcript is spliced from 3 exons. Bases 1 to 2493 code for a protein of 830 amino acids.
AUGUUCGGAAACCAUGCCAAUAAAGAAGACGAAAAAGAGACUCACCAUUCCGUGGUGGACCGAGGAGCUCGCCGAGAUGAAGAAGCGCGUAGCCACCAGCAGACGCAGGAUCAGGAACGCAGCGCCGGUGCGGAGAGCGUUGGUCGUCAGCCUGUACCUGGAACUAAAAGAAAAUUAUAUGAAGGCGGUCAAAAAUGCACAGACGGAGAGCUGGAAGGAGUUUUGCGGGAAGCAGAGCAGGGAGGGGGUCUGGGAGGGAAUCUACCGGGUAAUGAGGAUGACAGAAAAAAGAGAAGAAGAUGUGCUCCUGCACAAAGAAGAUCGAGUUCUGGAUGCGGGGGUUCGGUGGAAUUACUGGCCGAAACAUUUUACCCGGAGGAUCGUGAGGACGACGACGACUCAGACCAUUGCCGAACUCGACAACUGGCAAAAUUAGUAAACGCGUGUGGUGAUGGUGAGCAGCAUGACCCACCGUUUACCUUAAGCGAGCUCCAGAGGUCGAUAUCGUCGUUCAACCCGAAGAAAGCACCGGGAGCCGACGGCUUCACCGCAGACAUUUGCUCUCGGGCCAUAAAUUGCAACCCUGGCUACUUCUUGUCACUCAUAAAUCGAUGCUUGGCCUACCACCACUUCCCGAAAACCUGGAAGGAGGCAACGGUGGUUGUGCUGAGAAAGCCAGGCAAAGACAAGUAUACCGUACCCAAGUCUUACAGGCCGAUUGGGCUCCUGCCUGUCUUGGGAAAAGUAUUCGAAAAGAUGCUGGUUGCUCGUCUUAAGUUCCACCUAUUGCCGAGGAUUAGUACUCGCCAAUACGGAUUCAGGCCCCAAAGAAGCACUAAGGACUCCCUCUUCACCUUAGUGAAGAAUAUCCGCGCCAAGCUGGAGAGCUCGAUUGGUGGUCCCAUCCUGUGGAACCUUCUUCUGGACCCGCUCUUGAAGCAGCUGGAGGCUAGAGGCGAUUACUGCCAAGCCUUCGCGGACGAUGUGGUGAUGCUAUUCGACGGUGGCACAGCCUUGGAGAUAGAGCAACAGGCCAAUGCCGCUCUCGAGCAUGUGCGCGCGUGGGGUGUCAAAAAUAAGCUCAAAUUUGCGCCACACAAAACCAGUGCCAUGGUGAUUACACGCAAGCUAAAGUAUGACACUCCUCGCCUGGCCAUGGGCGGGAUCGACAUUGGAAUGUCGAAGGAAGUGAAGAUACUGGGACUGACGAUAGACGCAGGCCUCACCUUCAACUCUCACGUUGCCGGCGCAUGUAAAAAAGCAAUUGCUAUUUACAAGCACCUUGCCAGAUCUGCACGUGUGAGUUGGGGACUGCACCCAGAGGUCGUGCGUUCGAUCUACACCGCCGUUGUCGAACCUAUAGUGCUGUACGCCGCGAGUGCAUGGGCGCCAGCCGUGAACAAACUGGGGAUAAGAAAACAGCUGAACGUGGUACAAAGAGGCUUCGCUCAAAAGCUCUGCAGAGCCCAUCGCACGGUCUCCCUGCACUCGGCCCUCUUGCUGGCGGGGAUACUCCCCUCGAUCUUCGAGUGCGUGAAGCUGCUUCACUCCGAACAGACAACUGUAGAGUUCAGUAGCCUGGUAGACGAGGAACAAUAUAAUAACCACGCCUUUAAUUACGACGUGAGAAUCUUCACGGACGGCAGCAAAAUCGAGGGCAAAGUCGGCGCGGCGCUAUCUUUGUGGGAUAGUGCCACCGAAAUUAAGUCGAAAAAACUUGUACUGCCGUCCUACUGCACCGUGUACCAGGCGGAACUGUUGGCACUACAGAGAGCAGCUGGGGAGGCGCUCAACAGCGAAAAAACCACGUUCGGCAUAUUCAGUGACUCGAUGGCGGCGCUGCAAACUGUCGCCAACCCUACCUCCCCCCAUCCUCUGGCAGUGGAAGCAAGAAAUGCUCUCCGCCACUGCGCCUCCCAGAAUAAGAGAGUUUCCUUGUUCUGGAUAAAAGCCCACGCAGGUUUGGAGGGAAAUGAAAGGGCCGACUACCUGGCGAAGGAAGCAGCGCUGCGAUCAAAGAGGAGGCCGGAUUAUGACCGAUGCCCCGUCUCAUUCGUCAGAGGGAGAAUCCGUAUGGACACGAUCAGCGAGUGGGACGCGAGGUAUAAAUCCGGUGACACCGCCUCAAUCACAAAGUUAUUCUUCCCCAGUGCAGCCGCGGCGUAUAGCACUGUAAGGAAAAUUGAGACCAGCAGCAUCACCACCCAGCUGUUCACCGGGCACGGUGGAUUCUCCGAAUACUUGUACCGUUUCAAGCUUCGGGGGAAUCCAUCGUGUCCCUGCGACUCCACCGUGGAGGAGACUGUCCCGCACGUGAUAUUCGCGUGUCCAGUGUAUGCGCGUGCCAGACAUGAGGUCGAACAGCGCCUGGAAGGAGAAAAGUUUGUCCCACAAGACAUUCACAAGCAUAUUAAGAAGGCCAAGACAAGAAAUGUAGUACUUGACUUCUGUAAACAUGUAGUCAGUCAAGUAAUAGCAAAAAACAAAUCAUAG